UGAACGGAUUGAUUGCUUGAUCUGCCUGGGUCCAGUCUGUUUCUGUCUCUGGGAGAGGAUAUCCGGCUGGUCAUGAUCAAAGCCAGAUGCAUGCAUCGAAUGUCAUGCUAAUCUUUUCUAUUCUCUCCAACUCCUUUUCAUUUUCCCAUGAUCUUUUUCAGGAUUUACACGCAAUUGAAGCUCCACACCCCUAUGACUGUAAAAGAAGGAUCAUUGUCGCCCCCGAUUACUGCUGUCCCAUCUAACUUGUUCCGUCUCCUUGUUGCCCGCCGCCUCUUCAUCAUAUCCAUAUCUUUUUUCAUACCAGGUUCAUCUGAAUGAGAAAUCUUUACUGAGACCGACACGGUGGGCGUCUUAUCAGAACAGGACCCUCUUUUUCAACUUUUACAUAUCACAUCAAAUCGCAAUCCUGACUCCACCAAACACCGCGCCGCUUGAUCUGCUCUGCUUCGCGCUAUCGUCUUGUCGCCUCCCAUUGCAUGGAACUUCCAUACCCAACCCUUGUUUAACCCGACCCUCGUGGGUUUGGACCUUUUCUGAUCUCACAGCCCCACUCAACUUUUCUAGAGGCUGUACCGUAUCCACACAUCCCGCCGACUCGUGCGUGGCUUGCGCUGUUGUAGCUCGUCACCUUGCGCAUUCGCUCGACUUAACUUAGCCGUGAUCCUAAAUAAAAGCGUUCCGUCUCCUCCAAUUUAUUCUUCUUUUCCUUCUAGUUCCCCUUCUUGGCAUAUCACCAGCCAAUUCCCAUUUUGACCCCCUCCCAUGCUGCUUUGCAGCAAAUCACAACCACUUAUACGACACAAUACGUUAUCAUGCCGUCCUUUAAGCCCUUCGCUUCAGUGACGGGGCGUAACUCAUAUAGCCUUUUCGAUAUUCGCCUAGACAGCGAUUUUAUUGUCUUUCGUGGAAGUGACCACGAAUCAUCUGGUCAAGUUCUCAAAGGCACAUUAGUAUUGUGUCUACAAACAUCCCUGAAAAUCGAAGAUGUUAGACUGCGACUUGUAGGAACUCUGCGCCAUACCUGGGCUGAUCCCAGAGGAAGCGCUCCCGGUGUUUCGGGCCAAAAGGUCGACAAGACGCAAACGAUACUCGAGCACCGAUGGGCGCCUUUUGUCGGCACGCACGGCAAGAGUAUGACGCUCCCCGCCGGGAACUACGAAUGGCCGUUCGAAUACAUGCUUCCCGGCAACAUGGCUGAGAGUGUUGAGGGCAUUCCCGAAGCAUCCAUCACAUACAGACUCAGGGCAACCGUCGGACGCGGAAAACUUGCAUACGAUCUGCACGCCAACAAGCACCUUCGAAUCAUCCGAACAUUAGAGCCAGGCGCCUUGGAAUUCCUCCAUGCCAUGAGUGUUGAGAACAUCUGGCCCAACAAGGUUGACUACUCAAUCAUCAUCCCCCAAAAGGCCGUAGUGUUUGGCGGCUUGGUCACAAUGGAGAUGCGAUUCACACCCCUACUCAAAGGACUCGAGCUGGGCGAUAUCACGGCACGGUUGAUGGAAGUUCGCGAGUGCUAUGUCCAAGGAUCUGGCUCAGGUUACGGCACUAAGGAGCACCGAACAGAGCGUGAGGUCUCGAUGUGGAAGUUUGAGGUUUCGAGAGAAGAGCACUGGCAAGAUAUGAUUGAGGAUACUGGUCAAGAAGGCUGGGCGGUCACCAAAAAGCUGAACUUGCCCAAGAGACUUCGCCAGUGCGUUCAAGAUCUGAACCACCACGGCAUCAAGGUCCGUCACAAAAUUAAGCUGACCGUUGCUCUUUGCAAUCCCGACGGUCAUAUUUCUGAGCUUCGAGCAACACUUCCUGUGUCAAUUUUUAUCUCACCCAACAUGCCUCUAGAUGAGGAGGGUAACCUCGUCGAUCAGUCACCAACCACACCUAACAACGAGCGAGAACUUUCGACGAUUGCUCCCCCCGGAUAUGGAGAGCAUGUUCUUGACCAGUUGUAUGAGGACGUUGACGUUAGUGGCUUCCAGACGCCCGGCUUUCAGUCAGGCGUUAGCAGUCCCUUCUACGCACAGUCACGAGCAGGCUCGAAUGAAAAUCUUGCAGCGCUUGCCCAUAGCCGACCUGUCGCACCUGCGGCACUUUCAUCUCGAUUGGCCGAUGUGUCGCUGGACCCUUCUCGAAGAACGACCUCUUCCACGUCUCUGGGCUCGCUAGGCACGCCUGGCUUCAUGUCCCCCACGUCGGCACCCCAAGGCCCAGCUCCGCGAUCGGAACCUGCAACCGCAGCACUUACCAGAAGCAACAGUUCCGAAGACUCAUCACGCAACUCUGCUGAACACGUUGAUCUCGAUGUCUCUGAUUUGACUGAACUCAACAAGGUCCCUAGCUACCAGACAGCUGUCAAAACCCCAGCUCGCUCACGUGCUGGUACUGGGGACCUGCUUCUGCCAGAUUAUCAGACGGCGCUUAGCGCUCCCAGGACACCGCCUGCUACGGAUUACCCAGCAGAUCCUCUGGGCACAAUCUCAGAGGAUCAGGACGGUGAGGAUCAUACUCAGCAUAUAUCGCGCCCUUCCAGCUGGAUUGGUAAUGGCCGCGCUUACACGGAUGAUGCUCCAACCUACCGAAGGAUGCAUCCCUCGCAGAACCGAAAUCAAGUUGUCUAGAUAGGCAGCUUGACUUACCUUUUGUUUCUUUGUAUUCACAUGACCAUCACUUGAUUGGAUAUGUUUCAUAAGCCUCACAGGGCUUGCCGGCGUUUAUGCGUUAUCAAUUACGGGAGGCCUCGAAUCAUGGGAAUUAUAGACAAGGCGUACUUUUGGUGACGAGCUCUUUGGCUCGGAUGAUAUCUACACAAUAUUGGGCCCAGAACAAUGCAUAAAGAAAACGAUGGAUGAAGGAUGACGCUUGUAUAAUUAAUACCCUUAAAGGAUAAGAUAGCAAAGAAGAAUGAUGAACAAUAUGCUCAAGGCAUAUUAAGACUGGCUAACCACCAGUAAAAUUCCUUGUCUUGAAAGUUGACAUGGAAUUCCAGAAACUGAUAUCUUGAGAUGGUGAAUGGUUACUAUUUGUCGACAAUGACAUAGGGGGCGUUUGCGACUUGGUGGCGAGUGAACGAAAUUCUUCGGCACUCGGUGACAUCCGAGCAAAAGCUUGUUGGACUGUUUAGUGCGUAUUAACUCGAUCUACCGGCGAUGGUGGUGGUGUGUUGGCGCAACUGCAUCGAGAGGGAUGGAAGAACUCAUUUGAGUUUGGUGAAGAAGAGGGGGUUUUGGUGAUGGAAACUUGCUGUGGACAAUUUGUGUCUAUUGGAGAUUCUAUUUCACACUUUAUAGUGUUAUUUCCAGAAAAGAUAUAUAGUAACUGUAUCAUGAUCAAGGUAUUGAUAUUUCGAGAGAGGGAGCCAAGGCCAAGCUUUGAGAUGGACACAAUUCGUUGCAUCUAUACCGAGCUUGUCCUAGUCAUGGUGUCGGUGCGACACAAGUUCAAGGGACCACGUCCAGAGUUUGCGGUACUUGAAGGGC
Fusarium odoratissimum NRRL 54006 is the source of this 3473-nucleotide messenger RNA. RefSeq lists its product as uncharacterized. The transcript is spliced from 4 exons. Gene Ontology annotation, molecular function: protein-macromolecule adaptor activity; ubiquitin protein ligase binding. Bases 816 to 2615 code for a protein of 599 amino acids. Gene Ontology annotation, biological process: ubiquitin-dependent endocytosis. Gene Ontology annotation, cellular component: cytoplasm; plasma membrane; cytosol. The record is from RefSeq and is a predicted model, not a curated record. Lineage: Eukaryota; Fungi; Ascomycota; Sordariomycetes; Hypocreales; Nectriaceae.